AUGAACGCGGGACAAAAUCCUGAAAAUAGACAGCUGACAAUCCAAGGCUUGUUGCCGCUCAGAGUGAAUUCUGCUACUGUGCCAUUGCCAAGUAGCUUACUAAAAAAGUUUAUAUCUGAAGUGCUGGUUUUUUUCAGUGCUCAACGGUCACAGAAUCAUCAUCCACUUCUUUCCGCCAGUCCUAGUUCGCACAGGUAAGUUCUGAGUUGACUGGUUUAAACGAUCUAGUAUUGAAUCUUCUGGGCGAGAAAGAAAAAGGACCCGAUGAGUAGCGAAAAGAGAAUGUAGUGAGUCAGAGGGACGCCACCGUUUCGCAACCUAACGUUCCGAAACCGCGACAUCUCGAAACUCACGCGAACUUUAACAGUGCAAUUUAUCGCUAAUCAGUUUACAAUAGUUGCGAAAUGUCGGGGUUCCGAAGUGUCUAAAGUGAGAAGUGUCCGCAGAAUAAAACAAUAUCAGUUCUACAAAAAUGCUGAUGUUCAGAACCUCCGCCAGCACCACCACCACGACCACCGGUUUCGGUCAUCGUUCCCAAUCCCCAGUAUCGACCAGAGUUGGCUUCUGAAAGAGAAGACGAAAGGGAGGACGAGAUUAUCGACGUGAUCAACGAUUAA
Caenorhabditis sp. 36 PRJEB53466 is the source of this 617-nucleotide messenger RNA. The record is from the annotation of a GenBank genome assembly. NCBI's taxonomy places the organism in Eukaryota, Metazoa, Nematoda, Chromadorea, Rhabditida, Rhabditidae.